CCUCCCACGGUUGAACAAUUCCUUGUCCUGUUCCUCCCCAAAUCAAUGCUCGGUCCUCGGUCUCCUCCUUCUUAAAUUUAAAGCAAGCCCCGCUAUGCUACUCUUUAUAUCUACCUCUCACCCUCCACGCUGUUCAAGUUUCCUCCAAGAACAAGGCAGCGGCAGCAACAACCGCCAUGGCUGUGGGAGGAGCGGACAGUACAGGCUCAACCCCAUACCGCUCGUUGCAAGACACCCCCACCUGGGCUCUGGCAACCGUUUGCUUCUUCUUCAUCUUCACCGGCAUAUUCAUUGAGUACCUGAUCCACCUCCUUAGCCAAUGGCUGAAAAAAAGUAGAAAGACUGCCUUGUACGAGGCGUUGGAGAAGCUCAAAUCAGUGCUUAUGGUGCUGGGGUUCAUGUCACUCAUUUUGACAGUAACUCAAAGAUCCAUCAUCAAAAUCUGCAUACCGGACAAGGUUGCAAACAGGAUGCUACCAUGCCGUCAAACCAUAAUCAAAACCACCAAAGCAACACAAGAGAGGAUCUUGGCAGCUGAAUCCGGCUCGGAUUAUUGUGGCUCAAGGGGAAUGGCAUCUCUUAUAUCAGAAAGCGGGGUCAAUCAGCUCAAUAUAUUCAUCUUUGUGAUGGCAAUCAUGCAAAUAGUCUACACCGUUCUUACUAUGGCCUUAGGAAGGGCAAAGGUAACAUGAUUAACAUUACUGUAUUGUAAUAACAUCGCAUUCAUACUCUCUCAGACUUUAAAUGAAACCUGAUAAUUCUUGCAUUAGAUCAGUUACUACGACAUAAGUACUUUUUUCUCGUUAUAUGAUAUAUAAAAAUCUCCUCUCUUGUAUUAAAAAUUAAUUUGAAAAGAUAUUAAUUCACGG
Messenger RNA from Populus euphratica (Euphrates poplar), 869 nucleotides. RefSeq names its product MLO-like protein 3. The record is from RefSeq and is a predicted model, not a curated record. The transcript is spliced from 5 exons. Bases 177 to 692 code for a protein of 171 amino acids. Gene Ontology annotation, biological process: defense response. Gene Ontology annotation, cellular component: membrane. NCBI's taxonomy places the organism in Eukaryota, Viridiplantae, Streptophyta, Magnoliopsida, Malpighiales, Salicaceae.